UGCACUAAGCUUUUAUUACAAAAGAGGUCUGGAAACACCACAGGGACUGUCUUAUUUCAAUGAAGCCGAGGCAAAAGAGGUGUUUGAAGUUGCUCAGGAAAUAGCCGCUUUCAGUGAAGACAUAGCUGUUAUUUCUCCUUUUCUGGCGCAGGUAAACCUUCUUGAGAAAUACUUUGAUGGUCUGCCUAAGCCAAUAAGAGAAAAAGUGACCAUUUUGUCUCCAGAAUCAGUUCCAGGCACACAAUUUGAAAGUGCUCUGCUGAGUACUGUGAGAACCCCACGCUAUGUGACAGGUCCAGUAGACUUUGGAAGUUUGGAAGAAAGAAAAACUUUGAACUCUGUGUUUGCUUGUGCACGCUUACACAUUGUUGUGUUUGGAGAUCCAUUUCUUUUGUCAAAAGCAAACCAGAAUGGUGAUGUUUGGAAACACUAUUUUAGAAUUUGUGAUGAAAAAGGAACCCUUUCCCCAGAAGAUCUAUGUUUUGAGAAAAUUGACAACUUGCAAAUGUUUACCCAACUAUGUGCAAAGUAUAAGCCACCAGUGAUAAAAGGCAAACGUAAAAAGCUAUCUCAUGAUGGAAUCUCUGCGGAUAAAGGUGUUUUAAGUGACAGUGAAGGUGACUUUGGGGAAAUUGGCGCAGAGCCAGAUUCCUUGGCUGAAAAAGUUGUAAAAAACAUGAAGGUCAAUCUACAGAGGACAAAAAGUAAAUUGAAAACACCACAUCUUGAUUUUAAACGAGAUGAUGAAAAGCCAACUUCAGGUAAUGCCAAUAUCUUUGACAAUCCAAAUGACUGGAAAAAGGGUAGAAAUCUGUAUUGUGAAAGUGGUUUGGUUAAUGAAAUCAUAGAUGAUGAGGAUUUUCUAGAUGAAACUUAUCAGAAUUAUCUAGCUGAUAAGUACAUAGGAGACAAAGAACCAUUUUAUGAAGACCUCCCAAAAGAAGACCUGAGAAACAAAUUGCAAGAAUAUCCAGAGCAGUUUAAGCAGUGCAUUUUGUACCUUGAAACACCACAAAAAGCCUAUGCUGUACCUAUUGAUCAAACAGAGACUAUUCAGAGGAUAGAGUUGUUUGGCAGAAACAAGUGUGGUAUGGCUUUCAAUGAAUCUGAAGUUGUUGUUGAACUACUGAAUCCACCAGAGGGUGCUGAUGUGUACAUUGGCAAAGUCAUAGGUGUUUGGAGGCAAACUCAAGUGAGGAAGUAUGCAAGAUUUGCUUGUAUUGCAGACCAUUUUAGGGCUAACCUAAUGCUGCCAUUAUGCAACACUUUUCCAAAGAUUCACAUUUACAACAAAGAUGCUGAAAAUGAAAAUGAAGUUGCUAUUUAUAGCCUUGACAGCACAGGACAGCCAACUCAUAAAGAAACUGAACUGUUGAAUGUUCAUAGUCGUGAGCAUACAGUGUUUGUUGUUCGCUACCUGCAAUGGGAUCGAUAUCACUACUAUCCACUUGGUGUUGUUGUUAAGAAGCUUGCUGUGUCAGAAGACUGGGAAAGCAGAUUGGAUAUCUUAAAGAUACAGUACAACUUAAGUGAAAAAUUCCCUGCACAAGUGAAUGAUACCAUCACAGCAAUGUCCAAUGAAGAGAUCUUCAGUCAGCUUGAGGAGGACGAGGAUGGAGGUGCUACCUUCACUAUAGAUCCUCCCAGAGCCAAAGAUCUUGACGAUGCAUUGAGUGUAGAAUAUUUGGGAGGAAAAGACAUAAGAAUAGGUGUUCACAUUGCUGAUGUAUCUUUGAAAGUGAAGAAGAAUAAGGACAAUUUACAAGAAAGAAAUCCAAUUGACACAGAAGCUGAAAAGAGGGGAGAAACAUACUACCCAUCCAUUGAAGAUCCACCUGUGCCAAUGUUACCAGAGAAGCUGAGUGCUCAUGCUUGCAGCCUGAUUGCAGGCCGUGUGAGGCCUGUUAUAUCUGUUUUCUUUUAUGCAGACAGAAAAAGUGGUGAACUGUAUGCCGACAGGCCUACAGAAAUAAGGAGAACAACAAUCCGAUCACAAAGACAGCUAACAUAUGAAGAAGCAAAUGCGUACAUCAGUUCUUCAGAUGUCCCAGAAGAGGAUAAAAAAAUUGCAGUAGCUGUGAGACUGCUGUACAAAGUUGCCAAAAAACUUUCAGCAAAGAGACUUGGGGAUGUUCUGCUGGGUAGCAAGGCAAAGUAUAAGCCACCAGUGAUAAAAGGCAAACGUAAAAAGCUAUCUCAUGAUGGAAUCUCUGCGGAUAAAGGUGUUUUAAGUGACAGUGAAGGUGACUUUGGGGAAAUUGGCGCAGAGCCAGAUUCCUUGGCUGAAAAGGUUGUAAAAAACAUGAAGGUCAAUCUACAGAGGACAAAAAGUAAAUUGAAAACACCACAUCUUGAUUUUAAACGAGAUGAUGAAAAGCCAACUUCAGGUAAUGCCAAUAUCUUUGACAAUCCAAAUGACUGGAAAAAGGGUAGAAAUCUGUAUUGUGAAAGUGGUUUGGUUAAUGAAAUCAUAGAUGAUGAGGAUUUUCUAGAUGAAACUUAUCAGAAUUAUCUAGCUGAUAAGUACAUAGGAGACAAAGAACCAUUUUAUGAAGACCUCCCAAAAGAAGACCUGAGAAACAAAUUGCAAGAAUAUCCAGAGCAGUUUAAGCAGUGCAUUUUGUACCUUGAAACACCACAAAAAGCCUAUGCUGUACCUAUUGAUCAAACAGAGACUAUUCAGAGGAUAGAGUUGUUUGGCAGAAACAAGUGUGGUAUGGCUUUCAAUGAAUCUGAAGUUGUUGUUGAACUACUGAAUCCACCAGAGGGUGCUGAUGUGUACAUUGGCAAAGUCAUAGGUGUUUGGAGGCAAACUCAAGUGAGGAAGUAUGCAAGAUUUGCUUGUAUUGCAGACCAUUUUAGGGCUAACCUAAUGCUGCCAUUAUGCAACACUUUUCCAAAGAUUCACAUUUACAACAAAGAUGCUGAAAAUGAAAAUGAAGUUGCUAUUUAUAGCCUUGACAGCACAGGACAGCCAACUCAUAAAGAAACUGAACUGUUGAAUGUUCAUAGUCGUGAGCAUACAGUGUUUGUUGUUCGCUACCUGCAAUGGGAUCGAUAUCACUACUAUCCACUUGGUGUUGUUGUUAAGAAGCUUGCUGUGUCAGAAGACUGGGAAAGCAGAUUGGAUAUCUUAAAGAUACAGUACAACUUAAGUGAAAAAUUCCCUGCACAAGUGAAUGAUACCAUCACAGCAAUGUCCAAUGAAGAGAUCUUCAGUCAGCUUGAGGAGGACGAGGAUGGAGGUGCUACCUUCACUAUAGAUCCUCCCAGAGCCAAAGAUCUUGACGAUGCAUUGAGUGUAGAAUAUUUGGGAGGAAAAGACAUAAGAAUAGGUGUUCACAUUGCUGAUGUAUCUUUGAAAGUGAAGAAGAAUAAGGACAAUUUACAAGAAAGAAAUCCAAUUGACACAGAAGCUGAAAAGAGGGGAGAAACAUACUACCCAUCCAUUGAAGAUCCACCUGUGCCAAUGUUACCAGAGAAGCUGAGUGCUCAUGCUUGCAGCCUGAUUGCAGGCCGUGUGAGGCCUGUUAUAUCUGUUUUCUUUUAUGCAGACAGAAAAAGUGGUGAACUGUAUGCCGACAGGCCUACAGAAAUAAGGAGAACAACAAUCCGAUCACAAAGACAGCUAACAUAUGAAGAAGCAAAUGCGUACAUCAGUUCUUCAGAUGUCCCAGAAGAGGAUAAAAAAAUUGCAGUAGCUGUGAGACUGCUGUACAAAGUUGCCAAAAAACUUUCAGCAAAGAGACUUGGGGAUGUUCUGCUGGGUAGCAAGGCAGAAAGUGCUGUCGAAGAAUUCAUGUUACUAACUAAUAAAACAGUUGCAAAGGAAUUGCUCAGAAAGUACCGAAUGCAUGUUCCCUUGAGAGUUCAGCCCUCACCCAACUCUUCACAGUUGGAAAUGUGGAAAGAUUCAUUUGCAGAGAUUGCCAUGCAUUCCAGUAAACCAGGACAAUGGCUUAGAAGAGUAUAUCCUGACUUUGAAGACCCUAAAAAUCUACGCUAUAUGCCAAUUCGUCAGAGCACCUGGGAAGAAGCUCAUCUCAAAGCAGUGAACCCAGAUUGUCAUUUUGAAACUCUAAGACGCCUUUUUGCCUAUGAGGAGCUUCAUCCUCUGCAGUGCAGCACAUUUACAGCUUGGAUAGCAAUUCAAAGAAAAGCCAAAAUGGUUUGCUCUGGAAGUAUACCUGAUGAUGAAAUGGCACAUUUUGAUUUAGAAUUUUCAGAGUACACAAGGUUCACAUCUCCUAUCCGACGAUACAUUGAUAUUGUUGUCCAUCGUUUGGUAGUUGCAAUGCUUGAGGAUCAGGAAAAGCCACCAUACACUCAAGAGGAGAUACAAGAAAUAUGUGAUAGAGCAAAUAGCAGUGCUCUUAAAGCAAAGCAAUUUGAUAGAAGCUGCAAAAUGCUUAAAUUUUCUUUGAUGCUGAAAGAAAACAAAUUUAUGUCCAUCCUCCCAGUCGUGACAAGAAUUGAUGGUAGAAGCAUACAACUCACAACUCCCGGGCUGCAAUUUGUGUCACCAAGUUUAAUGCAGCUACCAUAUAACCACCUUGGGGUAUGUGAAAGACCAAGUGUCCCUCAUCAAGUUGUUGAGGACAAUAUGUGCACUUCCAAGGAAGUUUCUUUGAUCUGGAACAAGAAAAUAUUUGACAUAGAUUCAAAGGUGAAGGCAUCUUCCAAGAAGCGGUUUGAUAAGGAUAAGGUUCUUCACUUCAAUCCAAAUCAAUUCAUUUUUAAUGUGCCAAUUUCUUUGUGGGACCAGAUUCUUAAAGCUACCAAAAGAGAAGACAAAAUGUUGAUCAGUUUUGUGAAAAACUGUGACAAAAAUGUAAGAUCUUUCAAAGAAAACCACAGAGGAAGUCUAGCUCAUUAUGUGGACAAUGCAAGUGCAGAAAUGUUUCAUGGAAAGGAAAACAAAGUCAUUUCACAACAAAUCAAAUUUCAAAUUGACCUGAACCCAGGAAGUGUAGUCCAAGUUUUGCUUAGCUCAAAACUGAAACGUGGCAUUCUUCAACCCCACUUGGCAGCUUUUAGUCUGUCUGAGCAUGUUCACCUUUGUAUGCAACAUCGUGCAGAUCCUGUUGAUGCAUUCUGCAAACUGUCAACUGCUCGUCAUCUGGAGGAAACAUACAAAAAUGUGAAAGCCUAUCAAGAUACUCUGCUCUCUCUACUUCAGCUUGAAGCAGCUGUAAGUGCUGUUACAAAUGAUCAAUCAGUCAGUAUCCAGAAUGUUAGAGUGCAAUGGAUUAAGAGAGAAAAUAUCUAUUUUGGAAAAUUCAAGAUGGGGCACACUUUCUGUGAAGACAGGCACAUACGUCUCAACCUUCAAGAUGAUUCAUCAGAGGAUUUUCUUGAGAGUAAGUUGCGGGACACCAAGCAAUACUUUGACUAUCUGUGUAUUAUGUAUCCACAGCUACCUGCAGAGUAUCCCAUUGAGAGUGACAGUGCCAAGUUUGUUCUAGCCAGUGUGAAGUCCAAAGCAGCAAUGUGGAUUGCUCAUGGUUUGGUAUUACAUGUUGAACAGAAAGGAGCCUUGACUGUAUAUUUCAAGUUAAAAGGGAAUGAUGUGCCUGCUGUGAUAUUUGAGAGAAGUCAAGACAAAAACACUGCUCUGCCAUGCAUUGUGGAGAUCAUCUCAAAAACUUUGCCAGAUAGACGAAUGGAGUGGGCAGUGAGGGAACUUUCAGAUACACAACAUGGACAGCUGCCACAAAAGAUAGCACUGGGAAAUACUGACCUGAUGGGGAAUUUAGAAGGCAGAAGUAAAGAAGAAGUUGAAAGCUUUUUUCUAAAGCAUGAAAUAGAUCCUGAAGCAGAAGAAGAGCGUCUUGCAUGGAAAGAAGCAGAAGAUGAGAGAAUAGAGAAAAUGAAACAAAAGUAUGGAGUGGAGGUUAAACGACGUGCGAUCAACACAAUGAAGAACAGGGACCAGAGAAUUGCGCCUUACCUGGAAAACUAUCUUCCAAAAGCAAAUCCGAGACAAAAGGAUGCUUGCAAAGAGGCUCUACUUAAGCCAUUUGCCUUGAUUCAAGGUCCACCUGGCACUGGGAAGUCUUUGACUGGUAUUCGCCUCGUGUACCUUUUUGUUCAGUGGAACAGGGAGAAAUUUGGAAGAAAAUCUCCUAAACAAAUUCUGUAUUGUGGACCAUCUAAUAAAUCAGUGGAUGUGGUCACAGAUUUUCUGAAGAGAAAAUUUGAUCCAAAAUCUGUCAACGCCAAAGACAAGAGGCCCUCUAUAUGCCCCAGAAUACUCAGAGUGUAUGGUGACAGCAUAGUUCUUCAUGACUACCCUGUGCCAAAACAGUCUUUAUCGUGGACAGAAAAAGAGGUAGUUUCUACAUCUGCCCACAAAGAUGUGGCUCUUCAUCACAUCAUCAGGAAGAAAGGAAAGCCUAAUGCCACCCGGCUACUCAAGUUCGAUGCAGACUUCAAAAAGUUCUUUGAGGACCCAGUUAAGUAUGAUGUUUCAGAUGAAGAUUUAGAUAAAUACAGAAAGCUGGUUGCUAAGGCAGAAGAAGAAGAGAUCCGUUCUCAUGAUGUCAUCCUAUGCACAUGCACCACAAGUGGAACUCCUAAAAUAACAGGGGUCAGCAGCUUUGAGCAGUGUAUUGUAGAUGAAAGUGGAAUGUGUGUAGAAGCAGAGAGCCUGAUACCUAUUGUCUCAUCAAAAGCCAAGCAGGUUAUUCUGAUUGGUGACCACAAACAACUGAGGCCUAUCAUCAAGAACAACACUGCUAGUGAAUUUGGCCUUGCAAAGUCCCUGUUUGAACGCUAUGCAUCUUUUGCAGACAAUGGACCCGCCAAAGUUAUGCUUGAUUUUCAGUACAGAAUGCACCCAGAUAUCUGUCAUUUUCCAUCAUGGGAAUUUUAUGACGGAGAACUGAAGGAUGGGAAGGCGCUUAGUUUCACAGAAGAGUCAGCCUUGAAAGAUUAUUCCAACUUAGCUAAAGGUCUGUGGUAUCAAACCAAGGGAUAUAAAUUCCUUCAUAUUGAAGGAAAACAAGAGAUUGUCACCAUGCCAAAGACCAAUAUUCCAUCUAAGCAGAAUAUGGAUGAAGUACAAGAAGUUGGGUGGAUAUAUGAUAUUCUCACCAGCAGAGAUGGAUUAAAAAUACCUCCAACAAACAUCAUGAUCCUGACCCAGUACCCUGCUCAGGCCAUGGCCAUUCAGGAGAUGAUUAGGAAACUUGAAAAUGAAAACGUCAGACAUGUUGCUGACAAUCAGAAGAAAGAGAAUCCUGAAAAUGUCAAACUUGUUGCUGAUAUUCAAAAACCUGAAAUGCUGCAUAUGAAGUGGGACAUUGUCAUCUUCUCAGCUGUGUGCUCUCUUCCUGAAGAUGAGAUUGAUCAGUUUCGGUUAGAUGCAGACUGGCGAAAAAAACAGCUUGGACUUCCUCAUGUUGUGAAGGAGCAAAUAUGUGAUGUGGCAUAUAGAAGAGCAAGGAAGAAGAUAAUUAUGAUAGGAAACAAGACUUUGCUGAAGUGUGACAAAACAUGGAGGAGGAUUCUUCAGAUUUAUGAGAAGGAAAGAUGUGUCAUGAGUGCAAACGACUUCCUUUCUCGUGGUGUUAAAGAUAAACGAUUUUGGUUGGAGACAAGAAGAUACAAAUUUCUCCAUUUGGAAGGAGAGGAGGAAAGUUUAGUUAUUUCAACCAAUGAAGGGAGCGAAAUGUCAAAAAAGAAUAUGAAGGAAGUUGAAGAAGUGGUUAGAAUAUUUGACAUUCUCACCAGCAAAACUGGCCUGAAUGUCCCUCCCUCAACCAUCAUGAUUCUUAGUCAGUAUCGUGCACAAGUCAAUGCUAUCCGGAGCAAACUGGAAGGGAGAAACGCUAACGUUAGCACAGUGGUUGCUAGUCAAGGAGGAGAGUGGGACAUUGUGAUAUUCACCACUGUGUGCUCAAUCCCAGAAUAUGAGAUAAUUGACAAGUCAAAUAUUGGCUGGCUUAAACGGAAUUUGGGAUUUAUAGUGGAUGCUCACCAGAUAAAUGUAGCUCUAACGAGAGCCAGAAAAUGCCUGAUUAUCAUAGGGAACCAAAAGUUGCUGAAAUGUGAUAAAGUAUGGGAUAAUCUCCUACGGCAGUACCAGAAAUGGGGGUGUGUGAUGAAUGCAGAGGAGUUUCUUCCUAAAGGAAUCAAAAGCACCUUUUUCUACCAUGAUCUACCACCAAGGUUUAAAAAGAAGCUGCUUGAAGGAGAUUAUUACAAAGAUGAACCAGAUGAGGACUUUGAUGAAAACUUUGAUGAACCGAUCUAUGAUGAAGCAUAAGGUGUGCAAUAACAAGUGUCUCAAUAUGACUCAAAGACAGUGGUGAAAAUGGAACCCGUUAAAAAGAUCAGAAACAGUUUUUCAGUGGAUUUCUUUUAGUGAUAUUAUUUUUUAUUAAGAUGUAAAAAAAUUUGAAGGGCACAAGUAUCAAAAGUUAUUUGUAUUUUUAGAAAAAUAAGAGAAAAAUCUGUAAGAUCAAUUAAGGGAGACAGUUUUCUAUAUUUGUCACUUUAUACUAAGUAAGUGUACAUAUGGGAUUGUACAUUAAAUUUGUAUUCUUAGUACCUCCCCAUUUUUAUAACAUCUUUAUCCAUGUUCAUGGAAGUCAUUCAGAUAUUUAAAGUCAAAAGGUGUCAAAUGGAAUGCUUUAAUUCUAGCAUUAUUGUUUUUCAAAGUAAAUUUAAGGUAACUAUUUGCAAUAUGACCAAUUUCAAAAAAUCUUAAAUUAGAUUUUAUAUUUGUAAAUAAUGGCAUGUUGCCUGAAUUUAAGUAUUUUGUAAGGGAAAAUUUCUGUUUUGUUUAAAAAUAAUUUUGUCAGUCUUUUUUAGAUUUUUUAACCUUACAAUUUUCAAUGCAUAUGUUUUAUACAUGUAUACCAAAGUUUGUCAAGUUAAUUAUUAAGUUCACACCAAUUUUACAAUUUGACUUGAUUCCUUUGAACAAAUUCCUACUUAAUACAUUCCAAUUCAUGAUCAACUGAACAAAAUCAUUUUUUUUUUCAUCCCAAAGUUUUUAAAGACCUUUUUUAUAUAUGCUUUUUCACUAGAAUAGCAAACUUUAAGGCAUAUGACCAUUGC
This is a messenger RNA of Lingula anatina, 9066 nucleotides long. Its product is annotated as 3'-5' exoribonuclease HELZ2. Gene Ontology annotation, molecular function: RNA nuclease activity; RNA binding; protein binding. NCBI's taxonomy places the organism in Eukaryota, Metazoa, Brachiopoda, Lingulata, Lingulida, Lingulidae. The record is from RefSeq and is a predicted model, not a curated record.